UCGUUGAAGUUUGGAAUGUUCUCUUUUUACAACCAAAGCAAUAUGCCAUUGGCUUCUAUGAUAGCAGUGUGCCCUUAUUUCGAUUGUAGACUGCAGACCAUAGCAUUUGAAGCUCAAGUCCGUAUUUUGUUGAUUGAAAGCGUGCAAGCUGAUAUCAUGAAGCCACUUAGAGGAGGCUAUAUAUUUUCUUUCUGGAUUGCUUUUUUUUUUAAUCUUUACAGCACCAAAUGAGGUACGUAUUCCUACCCCUACUCUACUUUUGUCCAGCAAUUGGUGUUUUUUUUUUCUUUAUUCGUAUUGUAGGGUCAUCCAAUACUUUAUACUUCUUUUUCUCUGUAUUAUAAAACCUAAAGAUGGAAGAAAAGGAAGUCUAUGGGUGAAGAAAAGGGUAGCCUUUAUAUGUUUAACUGCCUACCGCAACACAACUUGUGAAGAGAUGUUGAUAAUUUGAACUUGUGAAGAAAAGGGAAUAUGUCUUGGUUUGGUUGGGGUUUUGCCAUUUUGGAAGCUGAGGGUGAGGGAUAGCAUUAGCAAAGCCCUUCAUAUUCCUAACAAGCCUUGAAAGGUUGCCCUCUAUGACUAGAGGAUGGUCAUUAUGGUUAAUUCAUGACAAAACAGUUCCCUCGAUGAGCUGAUUUAUGACUAUGCUAGUCAAUGAGACAUACAUGUUUACUGGUUAGCUCCUGGAUCUGUGGGGUUCAAAUCUUAGAUUUGUUGAAUGCCGGUUCUUAACCGUGAUUGAAUGAAUUGGUCACAUAGGAACGGAACUGGAUGUAGGGUCAUCAACAUCUGUCAACAUAAGUAAUAAUCUUCCCAUCCUGAAGACAUUUCAAUCUUCAAAAGGGUUAUAUGACAGAAUUUGCUGUUUGUUUUUGAAUUUGUGAUGCUUUUUAUGGCUACAUCUUUCACGGAUUUGUUGGGAUAUUCUUAUUUGUUCCUCUUGUGGCCCUACGAGGAAACUCCCUUUGUGGCUGUCAGAUAAUUGUCUUAACCACUAACAAGAAGUCCCAAAAAUUUACAAUGCAUGCUUCCACAGCCUAAAUUCCUCUAGUUGCAAAUCGAGCUUCAAAUUUCACCCACAUUUUGUCAGAUGUAUGCAUUAUCAGAUUACAAGUGUGAGUAGUAAUAAAUGAUAAGGAAUAAGACACAUGUCCUGCACCUUCCUUUAAAACAUGUAAAUAUAUAUUCAAUAUCAUGUUAAUUAAACUUUUCUUAUUUUUAUACUCGAGAAGGCGGUAUUAGUUGUAUUUGUAUAUUGAUGAACCUUUUCCUAGAAACAUCUUUCUAGAUUAUGUCUAUUUAUUUUAUUUUUCUUUGUUAAAUCUAGAAGAGACACAUCACACAUUGAAAAGGGACUCAUAAUUUUCAAGUUAGACUUCCUUUAGUAUUGACCACAAAUCAAUCAUUUAAUUAUAAGCGGGUCCCUUCAAUGAGGUCUACAAAAAAAUUCAAAUAUUUUAUUUUUGUCUACAAAUUCAUCAUGUCUUUUAAUAUUUUUAUUAAUAUCAUUCUUCUAAUUUCCCAAUUAAAAUAAUAAAACUAAUUUAAUAUAAUAAUUAAGGACUUACGCAUUACCUCCAACAUCAAGAAAUAUAAACAAAUCUGACGGUUUAUAAAAUUCCACGUUUUAGUCAUGAAUGUCCCCAUCAAGAUCUAACGCCCGUUAACCUCGAAUCUGUAAAACCUACUGUAUGAUCAUUUUACAUACGCCUGCUCCACAUCGGGUUCCGGUUUUGCUCCAAACUUACAGCUUCGGAAAUCCAAACCUAUGAACAGUCCAGAUCAAAACCGCAACAUUAAGCGGUCUAGAUUAAAUCUAAUUUGUAGACCAUCUAUUUAGCCUCAAAAGGAAUUGGAGUUUAAAAAAGUAGAACAGAAUAGCACAAGUAGAAGUAGAACACUGUAAUUUCCGUUUCUCGAGUUUCCUUUUCGAUCUUCAAACUCUUAGUUAGGCUUAUAGAAAUACUGUGGGAAAAUAAUGUCUGAUCACGAAGACAAGCACGAGGAAUCGUUGUUGGAGAAGAUAUCAGAGAAGAACAAAGGCCAUGAUUUAUCUUCCUCCUCCUCGGAUUCCGAUGACGACAAGCCAUCAGAAUCCUCCAUGAAGGCCAAAGUCUUUCGUCUGUUUGGAAGAGAAAGGCCCGUUCACGACGUUUUCGGUGGAGGCAAACAGGCUGAUAUUUUCCUGUGGAGGAACAAAAAGAUUUCGGCAGGAACACUAGGUGUUGCAACUGUGAUAUGGGUUUUGUUUGAAUUGCUCGAAUACCACCUUCUCACACUAGUCUGUCACUUGUUGAUACUUGCUCUUGCAUUACUCUUCUUGUGGUCAAAUGCUGCUACUUUCAUCCACAAGUCUCCACCUCGCAUCCCUGAAGUUCAAAUACCCAAGGACCCAGUUUUAGAGUUUGCCCAAGCGCUUAGGUUUGAGAUUAACAGGGGUUUCGCCGUCCUGCGGGAUAUUGCAUCAGGAAGAGAUCUUAAGAAGUUCCUCUCUGUGAUCGUUGGCUUGUGGGUCUCGUCUAUUGUGGGAAGUUGGUGCAACUUCUUGACACUGUUCUACAUAGUAUUCGUACUACUGCACACCGUGCCUGUUCUGUAUGAGAAGUAUGAAGACAAGGUGGACCCAUUGGCCGAGAAAGCAUGGCAUGAGAUCAAGAAGCAGUAUGCAGUGUUUGAUGCAAAAGUACUGAGUAAGAUUCCCAAGAGACCAUUGAAGGAGAAGAAGAAAGAUUAGAUUACUGGUGAAGAUGUUGGUGUUGCUAGGUCCUGACAUACAUCUGCUAGCUGUGUUUGUGAAGGUAGUAAUAUUGUAUCCAGUAUUAGCUAGAGGCCUGCUUUCAUACCUUUAUUUUCAUAGUCACUGUUCAUAAUUUGAUGAAUAUGUGAUCUCUUUUUAGAUCUUGUUUUUACUACAUACAUUGUGGCCUUUUAUGGGUCCAUAUGUUAUGUAGCAAUAUGUUAUUAUAUUGCAUGUUGUGAAGUAGUGUAUUGUACAUUGGGUUGAAGGUUCUCUCAAAUUAUUCUGGAUACCUUUCUGAAUGA
Molecule: messenger RNA, 3042 nt
Organism: Gossypium arboreum
Lineage: Eukaryota; Viridiplantae; Streptophyta; Magnoliopsida; Malvales; Malvaceae
Product: reticulon-like protein B3
Exons: 5
Coding region: 1979-2734 (251 amino acids)
Source: RefSeq, a predicted model, not a curated record